CGGGGCAUGUCGGGAUACAUUAGCAUUAAAUAUGGCAGUUUGCACGGAGCAAGAUGGAAAGGUUGUUUGUGCUUCAGAUGCGGGUCUUUUAUUGCAUCCUGAGCUGUUGUCGCAAGAGUUUAUGCAGAUCAUCCUGAAUGAGAAAAAUGUGAAUAUCAGAGACUGCGGGAGUCGGGACCAGCUCACAGAGCUUUACCUCCGACAUGUCAUCCCGCUACCGCAGAGGAGUUUACCCAACAGCCGCUGGGGGAGGAGAGUGGAGAAGACCCGGGGAAGACGGACAUCGGCAGGUCACAGUUCCAGUAAUGACCACAACAGGAAAAGGCCUCUGAUUGUGUUUGAUGGCAGUUCCUCUCCCUCUGGCCCACUGAAAGUGAAAAAGCCAGAGGGAACCACAGUGUCAGCAGGGAUCACAGACAGGUUAAAACCUCCUCCAGCUGCAAACCUGUCCAACCCCAUCCGCAAGCUUUCGGGCAACAUGUCAUCCGUUCAUCGCAGCACUGACACAGCAAACAACAAACGAGAAGCAAAUAGCUCGGGUGUAUCGAAGUCUCCAGAGGUGAAGAAAAAGAUCCAGCAUGUGACAUGGCCCUGACGUCUAACCCAGACACAGAGACCUAAUGAGAGGGUAGGCUCUGGUGUGGACGGCUCACUCCCCUCCCAUCACUAAACACUGGCUCUUAUUGCCCACUACCUUUGCUCUCCUUCUCACUAACUGCAUCACAGAAAGAAGUGGAAACCCUGUAACUCGUGCAUUGAGGCCACCUCACUGUUCUCGUUCAGUUCUGACAGGAUGAGGUGGUGCUGCCGAAGUCACAGGCCUCAUUGUAGCCUUCCUCAACCUGAAGUGCCCUUACCAUCAAUGAUCAUCAACUCCAGAAUGCCAUGGAAAUUACGGCUGUUUGUAUUUUGUUUCUGUCGACGAGUUGGUUUGUGUAAUAUGGCCUCCAGUGCUGGUUUGUAGUGAUAUGAGGGAAACUUUCUGGCAUUGGUUUUGUUAAAAAAAAAAAAAAAA
Messenger RNA from Monopterus albus (swamp eel), 1015 nucleotides. It is a transcript of the gene tslig2, whose product is annotated as chromosome unknown C2orf49 homolog. Gene Ontology annotation, cellular component: tRNA-splicing ligase complex. Lineage: Eukaryota; Metazoa; Chordata; Actinopteri; Synbranchiformes; Synbranchidae. The transcript has 4 exons. Bases 32 to 595 code for a protein of 187 amino acids. Gene Ontology annotation, biological process: embryonic morphogenesis. The record is from RefSeq and is a predicted model, not a curated record.